This is a messenger RNA of Schistosoma turkestanicum, 2035 nucleotides long. NCBI's taxonomy places the organism in Eukaryota, Metazoa, Platyhelminthes, Trematoda, Strigeidida, Schistosomatidae. The record is from the annotation of a GenBank genome assembly.
CAGGUAUUGAUUUCUUGUCGUUUACGUUUAUCUAUUGUAUUUGCACUUCUGUUUAUGCAUAUUAUCAUAUUAGCUAGUGACCAUCAUCCCUUUCUGCUCCUGUAUUUUAAUCGCUGUUCUUAUCAUUUUUCACAGUUCAACCAGCCGACUUAUUGUCCAGUGAUAGGAUGACCUUUACUGCCAGACCCCACUCCCAGGAUAUACACGCACCCACAUUUAGAGAUGCACCAACCAACAAACAGUCACUGAAAUGAACAAAUCUAUUGUAGGUAAAUGAAAAGCUUGUGUGGCUAAAAAUCAUGACUUUAUCAAAUUUCGAAUUAUGUCAAGGAGGAUUUUUGAUGCUCAGGUUCAAAUUUCAUGUAAUCUUUAAUUUGCCUCUGGUCUUAAUCAAGUCAUUUGUGUGACACAUAUGAAAGAAGACAAGUUGUUUUGCAUUUGUGGAUUAAUAGUCGGAAUUGUUUUACUGUUUUACAUAUUUUCCCCGUAUAGUCCGACAUGCCUACUUAAGAGUUGCAUUCAUGAACAGUAUAACCGUACAGGUUUUCCGUAUGCUGUUCAAACGAUAAAAAGAAACAACUGUUUGGUGAGAUAUACGAAGGAUAAUGGAAAUGAAUUAUCUGUGCUGGUCUUCGUUCAUAUUCAGAAAACUGCCGGUACACUUCUAGAACAUCGUUUAGUUAAAGAUGGUCUAGUGGGCGGAACAUGUAACUGUUUCGCCAAGAAGCGCUGUAGUUGUAAAACGCAAAGUGGUGAUACUUGGAUUGUCAGCAGAUAUUCUACAGGCUGGUUGUGUGGUCUUCAUGCCGAUUUAACUGAACUAACGGAAUGUAUUGAUGGUAAACUAAACACAAUCGAUCAUCGUACUAUACAAAGAAAAUACAUAUAUUUUACUUUAUUACGCGAUCCUGUCGACCGUUUUAUUAGUGAAUGGCAACAUAUACGUCGUGGUGCUACAUGGCAUUCAUCUACUCUUCGAUGUAAUAAACAAUCUCCACCAUUUGAACACUAUAAACCUUGUUAUUUCAAUGAAGAAAAAAUGUCCGAAAACAUGUGGUCUAUUUUAUCUAUUAGAUCUAUCAUAAAUUGUCCUUACAAUUUAGCAAGUAAUCGUCAAACAAGAAUGUUAGCAAAUCUUUCUAAUUUAGGAUGUUAUAAAUAUUUAACAAAAUGGUCUCAACCAAUCAAUACCACAGUAUUAACUUCUUAUAUUCCAUCCAUUUCAUUGGCACUUUUAAAUAGUGCUAAAUAUAAUCUUGUCAAUGUUAUCCAUUGUUAUGGUCUAAGUGAAUAUUUAAUUUAUUCACAAUAUAUUUUACAAAAAUGUUUACAUAUUACUUUUAGGCGUUCAUUUAUUGAAUUCAAUAAAUUCUCUGCCGCUGCUGCUGUUGCAACAAGACAAAGAUUAUUACUUACACAUGCGACAAUAAUUCGUUCGAAUUUAAAUCAUACUACAUUACAAGAAAUACAAGAUGCGAAUAGGCUAGAUAUAUUUCUAUAUGAUUUUGCUAAACAAUUAUUUAUGUAUCGAUUAAUAAAUAAUUUAUUAUUUGAUUCAAAUAUACCAAUGCAAUUUAGACGACCGUUGCAUACUAUUUGGUAUCAUAAAAAAAUUCGAUCUGCAUCAUAUAUAAUACCAUUAAGUUAUUUGUUAUUUUCAAAUUUUCACAUUAACUACGAAGAUUCCAAUAUUACUAGUAAUGUUAUCUUCUCAUUUUCAUAUCGUCUCAAUUUAUUUCUUAAUAAUUUAUUUAUUCGUAAAGGUAGCAUUCCAGCAUCUGAGUCUAUUUUAGCUAGUGAAGAUAAAAAAUGGAUUGAACGGCUUAUGGUUUUAAAAUCUAAUUUGUAAAUUAUUUAUAUAUAUAUAUAUAUUUUUUAUUCACCAACCUUACUCUUCACUUCCGCUCAGACUAUCUGCAUUUCUGUUUUUCUAUACCAAUGUUCAGUUGUUGUAAAACACUGUUUUAUUAUUUGAAGUGUAUCUUCAUAAAUUGUUCUAGUGUGACGAAUUAAAGAGAGUGAGUGACGAAACGAA